AAAGCCGAAGCUGAUUCUCAGCUGGUGACUCUCGAGUUAUCUGAACCCAAUAUUGACCACGUUGAGGAGUCAGAUUCCUCAGAUCAUCUCCAACAGAUGGAGAGCUCAGAAGCAGGAUCUUUUGAAAAUUCGGAGACAAUGGAUGCCAAGUCAACAAAUUUUAUAGGUCAAGCUGAGGGCAAUGCCCCUGUGCCUGAAUUGCAUGGUGUUAUGAAUUUGCGGGAGAGCAUAGAUGAGCCGGAGAUACAAGAAGAAGAGAUUGCCGAGAAAGUUUCUGCAAUUCAGACCGAGGAUGAAUCAACUGAUAACCAAGCUGAAGCUGGGACAAUCCCCCCUAUUUCAAAUUCUACUAUAUCUGAUGAGACUGGAAGUGCUGAGCAACAUUCUGAAAACCAUUCUUCGGAUGUACAGAAUCAAGAUGAGGCUUCAGAGAUGGUUUCUGUGUCAGUUACACAUGAAAAAGAUGUAAUUGCUAAAGCUGUUGAAGUGUACGAACAAGCAAGUGAUCUUGAUACUAACAUAAAAGAACAUCGUCUGAGUUCAGGAAGCAACUCACCCAACAUUGCGGAUUCUGUAUCUGAACUAGAGAAUGUGAAGAGAGAGGUGAAAAUGAUGGAAACUGCACUUCAAGGAGCUGCUAGACAAGCUCAGGCAAAAGCUGAUGAAAUUGCGAAGUUAAUGAAUGAAAACGAGCAGCUAAAAGCUGUUAUUGAGGAUCUGAAGAGAAAAUCCAAUGAAGCCGAAAUCGAGUCUCUCCGAGAGGAGUACCACCAAAGGGUUGCAGCUCUUGAGAGAAAGGUUUAUGCUCUCACUAAGGAAAGGGAUACAUUACGUAGAGAACAGAGUAAGAAAAGUGAUGCCGCUGCUCUUCUGAAGGAAAAAGAUGAAAUAAUCAAUCAGGUUAUGGCUGAAGGUGUGGAAAUCCUAGGCGAGGGCUGCAGUUGCAACUCUGGAGUAAGAACUCCUUAUCAUCUUCUUGAUGGCAAUUUGGCUCGUGUGGAGGAUAGAAUGGAGGCGGAGCUUCAUGCUAAUAAGUUUCAACUGUUUUCAGUUUUGUUGGAUGUGUGUUGCUUGGAUGGUAGGUUCCAUGGGUUCAUUGCAUUGUUAAUUGUCCCUAAAAAACAUGGGGAUGAGGGACUUACUGCAGCAAAAGGUGAAGAGCUUUCAAAAAAGCAAGCUGCUCAAGAAUCUCAGAUUAGGAAAUUAAGGGCACAGGUUGAAGAGAAUAAAGUAGACAGUAUAAAGAGGGAUAAGGCCUCAACUGAGAAGUUGCUGCAAGAAACAAUAGAGAAACACCAAGCUGAACUUGCAAGUCAAAAAGAAUAUUACACGAAUGCUUUGAAUGCAGCAAAGGAAGCCGAAGCAUUAGCGGAGGCUCGGGCCAAUAAUGAAGCCAGAACUGAAUUAGAGUGUCGUCUAAGAGAGGCUGAGGAACGUGAAACUAUGCUAGUUCAGACGCUUGAAGAAUUACGGCAAACUCUGAGCAGAAAGGAGCAGCAGGUUCCUGUUUGUAACAUUGAGAUUGCAGCUUCUGCCUUUAUAUCUGCCGUACUCUAUAUAAUCUUCUUCAUGUUUCAGGCAGUUUUGAGGGAAGAUAUGCUGUGCAGAGACAUUGAGGAUCUUCAAAAACGAUAUCAAGCAAGUGAGCGCCGAUGUGAGGAAUUGAUAACACAGGUUCCUGAAUCUACUAGGCCUCUUUUGAGGCAGAUUGAAGCUAUGCAGGAAACAACUGCCAGAAGAGCCGAAGCUUGGGCUGCUGUGGAGAGGUCACUAAACACACGGCUUCAGGAAGCAGAGUCCAAAGCUGCAGCUGCAGAGGAAAAAGAGCGAUCCAUAAAUGAACGCUUGUCUCAAACGUUAUCUCGAACAAAUGUUCUUGAAGCUCAGAUUUCAUGUCUUAGAGCUGAGCAGACUCAGCUGACUAGGUCCCUUGAAAAGGAGAGACAGAAAGCUGCAGAAAAUAGGCAGGAGUACCUUGCAUUAAAGGAAGAAUCUGACACUUAUGAAGCUCGUGUAAACCAGCUUGAAGAAGAGCUAAGGGAACUCAGGAGGAAACACAAGCAAGUGUUACAAGAAGCAUUGACGCACCAAGAACUUCUGCGACAGGAGGUAGAACGAGAGAAAGCUGCUCGUUUGGAACUGGAAAGGACUGCUCGCCUUCAAUCUUCUGCUGUAGCUGAUCAAAGUCCAAUAUCAAAGAAGUCUGCUGUUGAGAAUGGAUACUUGACUCGCAGACUUUCAAGUGCUGGCAGCUUGAGCAGUAUGGAGGAAAGUGAUUUUCUGCAGGCAUCUUUAGACUCAUCUGAUAGUUUCUCUCGACGGAGAAAUCCAGGAGAGACAACAAUACCACCAUAUUAUAUGAAGAGCAUGACCCCAAGUGCUUUUGAAGCUACCCUUCGUCAAAGGGAGGGGGAACUGGCAUCUUACAUGUCUCGAUUGGUAUGAAAACUACCAUUUAACCAUUAUUUGGUGCGAUGCACUAUUAUGUUGUGUUGCGCCUCACAUUGGACUGCAGAAUUAAGUGUCUGCAAUGUUGGUUGUAAUCACAUUAAGUUCUACAACUUAUCUUCUUUCGAGUUCCAUCAAGUAUAAUGGUUUUCAUGCACUCCAGGCAUCUA
This is a messenger RNA of Ilex paraguariensis (yerba mate), 2618 nucleotides long. The record is from the annotation of a GenBank genome assembly. NCBI's taxonomy places the organism in Eukaryota, Viridiplantae, Streptophyta, Magnoliopsida, Aquifoliales, Aquifoliaceae.